GAGAGAGAGAGAGAGAGAGAGAAAUAGUAAGCAAUGGAGGCUGGGGUGAGCUUCUUGGGGCUUUGACCAGACCCGAUUCGCUUCAACCAUGGCUGUACCACUGAGACCCCAUUUAUGGACUUCAAGCUCCUUCCUCUUUAUUCAUUUUUGAAAGCCUCACCCCUUCCCUGAUUCUCUCUCUCAACUCAGUUUUUCUUCCAUUUCCAUUUUCCUUCAAUUUCUACUCUCUGAUUUUCUCCUUCUUUCUAUCGCAAUCUUCUCUCCCACGAUUCAUCGCUGGAAAUCGCUCCAAGAUCAUCGCCUCUUCAUACGCUUUGAUUUUCUUCGCAUGUUUUUGGUGUUUGUUUGAUUCACCAGCGGUGUUUCAAUCUUGGUUUCUUACAGAUCCAUCUACGUCCGCCAAGUGUUUGUUGUUGAAUAUGGCUAUUGUGGAGAGGUUGAAGCUUCAAAAUUUGUCGAGAUAUGUUUUGUGGUAAUUGGGUUCAUCAGGGGUUUAGAUUGUCAAUGUUUGCUGAAGUUCAGUUUGGGAAAGGCCAAGUUUGUGAAAAUUAAUUAAGGCAGGAUUUAUGUGCGGAUGUAUUUAGUGUUCUACUUCAUUGAGGGCUAGUAGAGGAAAAUAUUUGGCUUUUUUUUAUGGAAAUUGUGGACGCAGGAGAAAUAUAAUUUGUUUUUGUGCACAAUGGGUGGAGUUUGUUCGAGAACAAGAAGAACCACUUCAGCUGUUAUUGGUGGGCAUACUGGUGUAGUAGGGGGUUCCACGCAUGAAAAUGGUCAUUCUAACAAUGAGUCGGGGAUGGUUUAUCAGUCUCGUGAUCUGCCAUCGAAAAUUAGUGACUCCAUACCGUCUGCUGUUGACGAUGGUGUGAAUAAGCCGUUGCGAGAACCGUUUUCGUUCCCAGAGGUGAAUGUGGUUCCAUAUGGACUGGAUGAUAUCAAUGAUGGAAUUCCUCGCUUGUCUAGAACGUUAUCUCAGAAAUCUAGAUCAACCAAGUCCAGACAAGCUGUUGCGAAGGUAUCAGAAAUGAGCUCUCUUAUAGGCAGAGCAGGUACCGUUGGGCUUGGAAAGGCUGUUGAUGUUUUGGAUACACUUGGUAGUAGUGUGACGAGUUUGAACCUUGGUGGUGGUUUCACCUCGGGGGUGGCAACGAAAGGGAACAAAAUUUUAAUCUUAGCUUUUGAAGUUGCCAACACCAUUGUGAAGGGUUCUAGUCUAAUGCAUUCUCUCUCAGAGCAUAACAUUAGAGUUUUAAAGGAGGAAGUGCUUCCAUCAGAAGGGGUCCAAAAUUUAAUAUCAAGAGACAUGGAUGAACUCUUGAGAAUUGCAGCAGCAGACAAGAGAGAAGAACUGAAAGUUUUCACUUGCGAAGUCAUUCGCUUUGGCAAUCGAUGCAAAGAUCCUCAGUGGCACAAUUUGAACCGCUAUUUUGAUAAGUUAGGUUCAGAAGUUACACAACAAAGGCAACUGAAGGAAGAUGCCAAGGCAGUGAUGCAGCAGAUGAUGAUAUUUGUUCAAAACACAGCAGAACUUUAUCAUGAGUUACAAGCCUUGGACAGAUUUGAACAAGAUUACCGGCGCAAGCUUCAAGAGGAGGAUAACUCCAACACCGCUCAAAGAGGAGAUAGCAUUUCAAUCUUAAAAGCUGAGUUAAAGAACCAAAAGAAGCAUGUCAGAGGUUUGCAGAAGAGAUCUCUCUGGUCCAGGAUUCUGGAAGAGGUGAUGGAGAAACUUGUGGACAUAGUGCAGUACUUGCAUUUGGAGAUUCAAAAAGCNUUUGGCAUUGCUGAUGAUGAUAAACCCGCCGAAGGUUCUCAGAGUAACCACAAAAAGUUGGGUACUGCUGGUCUCGCUUUGCAUUAUGCAAAUAUUAUUAGUCAAAUUGAUACACUUGUAUCGCGUUCAAGUUCCGUACCUCCUAACACGAGGGAUGCUUUAUAUCAAGGACUACCUCCCAGUAUAAAGUCGGCUUUACGCUCAAAGCUACAGUCGUUUCAGCCCAAGGAAGAGCUUACAAUUCCUCAAAUCAAAGCCGAGAUGGAGAAAACCUUGCAUUGGCUUGUUCCCAUUGCCAAUAACACUACCAAGGCUCAUCAUGGUUUUGGUUGGGUUGGAGAAUGGGCAAAUACAGGGGCUGAAGCUAACCGAAAACCUUCUGGCCAAAACGAGUUACUAAGGAUCGAGACGCUCUAUCAUGCGGAUAAAGAAAAGACUGAAUCUUACAUUCUUGAACUGGUGGUAUGGCUUCACCAUCUGAUCAGCCAAGCUAGAGCUUGUAAUACUGGAAUAAGGUCUCCUGUUAAAUCCCCAAUUAGAUCCCCAAACCAGCGAACGAUUCAGUUAUCGAACCAGAAACCAAGUUCACCAUCCCCGACGUUGACCGUAGAAGACAAGGAGAUGCUUCAAUAUGUGAGUAAAAGGAAACUUACCCCAGGAAUAAGUAAGAGUCAGGAAUUUGAUUCAGCAAAAACCAGGUUAAGCAAGCACCAUAGGCUAAGUAAAAGCAGUAACCAUUCCCCAACCAAUGAAACUAAGAAGGAUCCAUUCCCGUUACGAAGGCCGAACUCCAUCCCGGUUAUUGAUUUUGACAUCGACCGCAUGAAAGCAUUGGACGUCAUUGAUAGAGUUGACAAUAUCCGAAGCUUUUCAUAAACUUGGAUGAAAACCCUAGUGUAUGCAUAAGGUGUAACAUGCCAUUUUCGGAUUCGGUUCGUGCGGUUGGUAGCGUCCAUGGUGAAGAAGAAGAAGAAGAUUGUUGGUAUGAGAUGAUGGAAGGGAAAUUGUAAGGCGUUGGUUUUGUUUUUGUUUUUGGAUGUGAAAAUAUAUAAGGUUAAUAGCAUGUUCAUGUUAGAGGACAGCUUUGAAAUAGUUGUAGAAAUUGUGAGAGGUUUCAGAUAAUAGCUUCUUUCAGUUCUGUGUAUAGAAAUACUUUUAUUAUUUCAUAAUAAUUGAAAGUUAUUUGGAUUCUU
This is a messenger RNA of Cucurbita pepo subsp. pepo (vegetable marrow), 2964 nucleotides long. The record is from RefSeq and is a predicted model, not a curated record. Lineage: Eukaryota; Viridiplantae; Streptophyta; Magnoliopsida; Cucurbitales; Cucurbitaceae.